CAGAUUGUAUUGUUACUUUAUAACCUUUGUUUAAAUCACACAUCAAUAUGAAUAAACAACUUAUCAUCUGGGUAUUUCUUGCUGCCGUUUUUGCAAAAGGUUUAUCUUUACAAUGCUAUGUGUGUACUAACUGUGACACGCCAUCUAACUUGCAGAACUGUACUUCUGCGGAAGGUUCCGGUGCAACCGCAAAUUUUGUGGACAAGUGCUUGAAAACAACUUUGACAGCUAAUGGUGCAACUACAACUUCACGAGCAUGUCAAUUCGUAGAUUCGAGUGUACCGAACGUAUGCGCUGCAGCAACUCAAGGUUCGGGCACAGGCACAGCAUGUUAUUGUGAUACAGAUCUCUGCAAUGGUUCCGAUGCUCUCAAAUUCAACAUCGUUCUUAUGGUCAUGCUAACCGGAAUUGUAGCAAGGUUUUUUGCUUAAAAUAUGGAUCGCUUUGUAAUUACAGUAAUUUCAACAAAAAUGAAGUAUGCUUGCUAGUUUUACGUAUUCGAAAAUGUAUAUUUUUCUACGCUAAAAUUUACCGCUUUUUAAUAGUAGCAUAAUUAAUUGACAUUUACAAAAAAGUAUUGCGAUGCAAAUCAAUAAUUCUGAUUCUGUAAUCAAUGUAUUUUUUUGUUUUUAACAGUCUAUUUAACGCCCGUUACGCGCUUAUUUUCAGGGCUGGGCAUUUUCGAUGAUUGAAUCGAAUGGUUUUUGAAUAGUAAUUGUAUGUGACCGCUCUGUUAUAUUUUGAUUCGAAAUUUUCGUUCGAAACGAAUUGAAUAAUUUACUAUUCGAUUCGUAAUGCCGAACCCUACUUAUUAUAGAGUUGAAAGUAACUUUACAUGUAAUUUAAAUAAAUAAAGUAUGUAAAAUGAAAUUCAU
This is a messenger RNA of Styela clava, 875 nucleotides long. RefSeq lists its product as uncharacterized. Gene Ontology annotation, biological process: regulation of synaptic transmission, cholinergic; sleep; positive regulation of voltage-gated potassium channel activity. NCBI's taxonomy places the organism in Eukaryota, Metazoa, Chordata, Ascidiacea, Stolidobranchia, Styelidae. The record is from RefSeq and is a predicted model, not a curated record.